Messenger RNA from Stereum hirsutum FP-91666 SS1, 1163 nucleotides. RefSeq names its product NAD-P-binding protein. The record is from RefSeq and is a predicted model, not a curated record. The coding region runs from base 63 to 905 and encodes 280 amino acids. The transcript is spliced from 5 exons. NCBI's taxonomy places the organism in Eukaryota, Fungi, Basidiomycota, Agaricomycetes, Russulales, Stereaceae. Gene Ontology annotation, molecular function: oxidoreductase activity.
GCCUUCUCUCCACUGCUCCAUUGAUAUUUUUCUCACUUGCACCAACCCUUGCUAUAUCCAUCAUGGUUAAAGUCGCUAUCGCUGGUGGAGCGGGAAAUCUUGGCACGUAUAUCGUCAAAGCCAUCCUUGAAGCGGGGCGUCACACUCCAAUCAUCUUGUCUCGAUCUUCCAAACCAAGCUCUUUGGAGGCAGAGGUCCGCGUCGUCGACUACUCCGACCACUCUAGCCUCGUCUCCGCGCUCGACGGCGUCCACACCGUCAUCGUCACACUGUUCUCUACGGACGUCAAGGAGAGUGUCGACAAUCAGCUUGCACUCCUGAAGGCUGCGCAGGAGGUGGGCGUGAAGAGAUUCGCGCCUUCGGAAUGGGGCUCCAGGGACCAUUCCGAGUUCUACAUGUAUCACCCGAAGAUGGAAGUCUGGGACGUUGUAAAAACGUCCGGGCUUGAGGUGACGCGGUUCGUCACUGGCCUCUACAUAGAUAUGUUUGUCGGGCCCGGAAAGUUGUUCAUCGACACGCUCGCUGGUACAGCGAAAAUCCCUGGAGACGGGACGGCCAAGACCACGUUCACCUACACUCCGGACAUUGGCCAGUUCGUCGCUGCGAGUCUAGACCUGGAGCGCUGGGACGAGGUGAGCGGUAUUGUCGGAGAGACGAAGACUUGGGAUGAGGCCGUGGAUAUUGCGGAGGUGGUCACGGGAAAGAAGUUCGAGAGGACGUACAUGAAAGAAGGAGGUGGUGAGGCGGCGAAGCAGCUUUUGGAGAGGAAAUUCUUGGCUGGGCUCACCAAGUCGGUGGUCGCUGGCCACUGGGAAGUGGAGCCUACGUUGAAUCGGAAGUUCCCUCAGCUUCGUGCCUUCACCGUGGAGGAGUAUCUCCGUCAGUCUUGGAAGGGUACCAAUUAGUCUACUCUAAUUGGUUCUCGUACGAAACGUGAUACUUGUCGAUGAUGAUCAAAUGUAAAUUUACCGUUUGCCGUGUCAAGGGAGGCUCAGAACCAGUAUUCUCAAAUAUAACUUCACCUUCUCUGUAUUAUGAUCUCCCCUCGCAAGUCUUUCACCCUUUUCCGAUCCUUAUUUUUCAGGACGGUCUUCGACUGCGAUACAGCACAUCAGGGAGGGUGGAAAGUUCGACGAUGUCAUGCAGAAAUCAGCAAUACACGC